This is a messenger RNA of Melitaea cinxia (Glanville fritillary), 985 nucleotides long. RefSeq names its product putative deoxyribonuclease TATDN1. Lineage: Eukaryota; Metazoa; Arthropoda; Insecta; Lepidoptera; Nymphalidae. Gene Ontology annotation, cellular component: cytosol. Bases 1 to 858 code for a protein of 285 amino acids. Gene Ontology annotation, molecular function: 3'-5'-DNA exonuclease activity. The transcript is spliced from 6 exons. The record is from RefSeq and is a predicted model, not a curated record.
AUGUAUCAAGGGAUAUACCAUGGUUCUAAAAAACAUGAGCCCGAUUUAGAGAUGGUUUUAAACCGCAGCUGGGCUGCUGGAAUGGAUAAAAUGAUUAUCACCGGCGGUAGUCUCGUGGAUAGCAAAAAGGCUAUUGAACUCUCUGGUACUGACUCACGAUUAUUUUCUACCGUAGGAUGUCACCCAACACGAUGUAAUGACUUUGUUCAGGACUCGGACGCAUAUCUCAAUGAUCUUAGACAAUUGAUAAAAGAAAAUAGAGACAAAGUUGUGGCAAUUGGUGAAUGUGGACUUGACUAUGAAAGAUUACAUUUUUGUGUGAAGGAUGUCCAACUAAAAUAUUUUGAAUUGCAAUUGCAACUGAGCAAAGAAUUCCAACUGCCUCUGUUUCUUCAUUGCCGAGCGGCGGCAGACGAUCUUGUUGACAUAUUGAGCAGGAACAAGGAACAUGUAAUAGGUGGUGUGGUGCAUUCUUUUGACGGAUCGCAGGAGGCAUUGGAUAAGAUUCUUAAUUUAGACUUGUAUAUUGGUAUCAAUGGAUGCUCACUCAGGACUAAAGAAAAUUUAGAAGUAGCAGCUAAGAUACCCCAGGACAGAUUAAUGAUAGAAACAGAUUGCCCGUGGUGUGAAGUGAAACCCACUCACCCUGGUUAUAGCCAUGUCAUCACAAAGUUUCCCUCUGUCAAGAAGGAAAAAUACUCUGUUGACUCAAAUAAUCAAGUAAAAGGGAGGAAUGAACCUAUAAAUAUUGUGCAAGUUCUGGAGAUACUGUCUGCAAUAAGAAAAGAAAAUAUCGAUGAACUAGCAGAUGCCAUUUAUAAAAACACAAACAAAUUGUUCUUUAGUAAUAAGUAUUAGUUCGAUAGUAGUUGACUAUUUAUCAGCCAUAUUUUUAAUAUUUAUUUGAAUUGUAUACAUUAAAACUUUUUUUAGCAUUGAAAUAAAGGUAGCAUUGUUUAUCAAAUAUAAUAUUUCAAUUUCUUAA